GCGGUGGAGGACGCUGCGUCCACCCUCGGCGGGCUCAGCGCGAUCACCACGGCGGCCUUCACCGAGAGGCCCGUGACGGCGGCCACGGGCGAGAGGGCCACGACGGCCAGCACCAUCGACGCGUUCCGAGCCGGCACGGCGGACACCGUGAGGCAGUCGGCGGACCAGCACUUGGCCGAGGAGGCGAGCUCCGGUCUCGGCGACCCCAGCGACGGUCAGGACCGCCUGCUCCACCCCCUGCCCCGUCUCGGGCUGGACGAAAGGGGGGGAUUGGGAAAGAGGGGGUUACGAAAUUUGCUGCAUGCA
Prorocentrum cordatum is the source of this 306-nucleotide messenger RNA. The record is from the annotation of a GenBank genome assembly. Lineage: Eukaryota; Dinophyceae; Prorocentrales; Prorocentraceae.